Eutrema salsugineum is the source of this 1657-nucleotide messenger RNA. Its product is annotated as choline/ethanolaminephosphotransferase 2. Bases 228 to 1397 code for a protein of 389 amino acids. The record is from RefSeq and is a predicted model, not a curated record. Gene Ontology annotation, biological process: phospholipid biosynthetic process. The transcript has 19 exons. NCBI's taxonomy places the organism in Eukaryota, Viridiplantae, Streptophyta, Magnoliopsida, Brassicales, Brassicaceae. Gene Ontology annotation, cellular component: membrane. Gene Ontology annotation, molecular function: phosphotransferase activity, for other substituted phosphate groups.
UCCACUCUCGUCCCGCUUCGCCUCUUUUAGGACGCAGAAGAGAGAGAGAAGAAAGAGAGAGAGAGAGACUCAUAGGCUUUUAGCUCUCUCUGUUUCUCUCUCCCUUUCAAUAUAUCUCCGAUUCUGAUUUUGCCUCCUCGACGUCGUCUUCGGCUUUGUUGCAUUUCACCAUCUCUGAAGCAUCGUUGAUUUCAAGACCCAAUUUCAGAUUUGGAAUAGAUUUUGAAAUGGGUUACAUUGGAGCACAUGGUGUAGCUGCUCUUCAUAGAUACAAAUACAGUGGUGUGGAUCACUCUUAUCUUGCCAAAUACGUUCUCCAACCUUUUUGGACCCGUUUUGUCAAAAUCUUCCCACUAUGGAUGCCGCCUAACAUGAUAACACUUAUGGGAUUCAUGUUUCUCGUCACAUCUGCGCUGUUAGGCUAUGUAUACUCACCUCAGUUGGAUUCUCCUCCUCCUCGAUGGGUCCACUUUGCACAUGGACUGCUUCUCUUUUUGUAUCAGACAUUUGAUGCGGUUGAUGGGAAACAAGCACGAAGAACAAAUUCUGGUAGCCCACUUGGAGAGCUUUUUGAUCAUGGUUGCGAUGCACUUGCUUGUGCGUUUGAGACUAUGGCAUAUGGGAGUACUGCUAUGUGUGGAAGAGAUACUUUCUUUUUUUGGAUUAUUUCAGCUAUUCCAUUUCUUGGAGCAACAUGGGAAACCUAUUUUACCAAUACACUUACUCUCCCGGUAGUCAAUGGUCCUACAGAAGGUCUUGCUCUUAUAUACUGUGGCCACUUCUUCACAGCCAUUGUUGGUGCCGAAUGGUGGGCUCUGCAGCUUGGUGAGUCAAUCCCCUUGCUCAGUUGGGUACCGUUUUUGAGCGAGAUUCCAACAUCCAGAGUAGUACUACUCACGAUGAUUACUUUUGCUGUUAUACCAACACUUGCGUUAAACAUGUCCAGUGUAUACAAAGUUGUACAGUCAAGAAAAGGAAGCAUGUUUCAAGCAUUAGCUAUGCUGUUUCCCUUCGUCGUGCUACUUGCAGGAGUUUUGAUUUGGGAUUACUUGUCACCAAUUGAUCUCAUAAGAAACUACCCUCACUUAGUUGUCUUGGGAACUGGUCUUGCAUUUGGAUUCAUCGUGGGAAGAAUGAUUCUGGCUCACUUAUGUGAUGAACCAAAAGGAUUAAAAACAAACAUGUGUAUGUCACUGCUUUACCUUCCCUUUGCACUAGCAAAUGCGCUAACCGCUAGACUCAACGACGGGGUUCCUCUUGUGGAUGAGUUUUGGGUUCUUCUUGGCUAUUGUAUAUUCACAAUGUCACUAUAUUUGCAUUUUGCAACUUCAGUCAUUCAUGAGAUCACAACUGCACUCGGAAUCUACUGCUUCAGGAUUACUCGUAAAGAAGCUUGAAGAGAAACAAUGUGAUUGAAAGGGAGAAAACAAAAAUUCCUUAAGGGAGGACAAUGCAAAUCCCAACACGAAUCUGAAUAUUUUGAUACAGAAAUUAAACGAUUCAUCGAUAUGUUUUUGGAUGUAUACUCAUUAUUGUUUUUCUUUUGUUUGUUUUGACAAAAUAGGUAAUUUAUGUAAAACUUUUUUUUGUAACAUUUCUAAGCAAAAAUAUCGGAUUUUUCGUAAUAUGUACUGAUAAAAUGUCGUUCUUGUGAUUA